GUGAAAGCAAAAUCUGUUCGGCUUAUCCUGGUAUUUGGCCUUUUUUCACUUUUUCGCCGUGUUUUCCAACAUUUGCACGGUUACCGGAAGUUAUGCGGGAGGUCUGGGAAGUGGGAAAAGUUGAAAAAAGUUGGGGUGUUUUGAAUCCUUACACUGUUUUAAUAGCAGCGUAAAGAUCUAUCAUUCAUAAGUUUAUUCGGUUUAGACUUCCUGAUAUCAUGUCUGCUGACAGCUUUUUCAGUGAAGGCAAUGAGGCUUUUGCUGAUGAUGAUUACAUAGAAGCCAUCAAGAAAUACACAUCAGCAAUUGAACAGAACGCCCAAAAUCCAAAGUAUUAUAACCAAAGAGCCAAUGCCUUUAUAAAAUUGGGAAAGUAUCAAGAUGCUCUUGCUGAUACAUCAUCUUCUAUAGAGUUGGAUGCAACAAAUGCAAAAGCUUUUCUUCGUAAGGGGAUUGCUCAUUUCCAUCUUAAAGAGUUCAUGAAUGCUAAGGAAGCCUUUAGAAUAUAUACAAGUCCUGUAGCUGUGCAACUUUUACAAUGUUACCUUACAGAUUCAGAAGAAACAAAAUCAUGGAUUUUAAAGUGUGAUGCAGAACUUCCAGAAAGAGCUGAAACAAACAAGACCACUGUCAAUUCAAAGACUAUAAAUGAACCAACUAAAGAAAAGCCUAAACCAGGAUAUGACUGGUAUCAAACAGAUUCACGUGUUGUCAUCAAUAUUCUAGUCAAGAACAGAACCUCAGACGACGUUAAAUGUGUUAUUGAAGAUACUUUUGUUUCAGUAUGCGUUAGACUCGAAGAUAAGAGUGAUUUUUCUCUGUCGCUUACCUUACCAAAUGCAGUCAUUCCCGCUCAAUCCAAGUAUAGAGUUUCAACUGCAAAGAUCGAAAUACAAUUAAAGAAAGCCGAGACAAUCAGAUGGUCAAGCCUUGAAAAAACGAGUGAGAUUCAUUUAAACCAAUUUCCAUUGACAACAGAAGACACUAAACAAAUUUCGGCGUCUUCGCACUCCUACCCUACGUCAAGUCAUGUACACCGCAAUUGGGACAAACUGGCCGCCGAUAUAGAAAAAGAAGAGCAGGAGGAGAAGUUGGAAGGUGAUGCAGCAUUAAAUCAAUUGUUUCAAAAGAUUUACGGUGACGGAAGUGAUGAAGUCAAGAGGGCAAUGAACAAGUCUUUUGUUGAGUCUGGUGGUACUGUACUAAGCACAAACUGGAGUGAAGUGGGAAAUAAGAAAGUUGAGUGUAAACCGCCGGAUGGUAUGCAGUUUAAGAAAUAUUAGUGAUAAAAGUCAAGAAAUACAAAAAGAAGAAAAGUUGCUGUUGUCAAGAACUUUGGUUACCUCUACUAGAUGCAUGGCUGUGCCCAAGUCAUUGGUUAAUUAACUCGCUUCAUACAGUUUUGUUAACAUAAACGAUUGUUCAUAUCUAACAAUGGCAUCAUAAAUAGUUUUGUUGGAAUAACCAAACAUUGAGCAUGAUUUACAUGAACAAUUUUUUAAAUGUUGUUUUCACUUUCUCUGCACCUAACUCUCCUCACUAUCGCAUUUUGUUCGCAGCAUGCCCACUAUGCCAGACCCUAAAAUACGAGUUAAAAAAAUUAAAGUUAAAAGUAUAUUACGGAUCAGCGUAGAUUUUUCGUCGUCAAUAGUUUUUGUCGUUGUUAUUUGGUAUUUAGAAUCGUGUGCGGAUGAGAUUUAAAACAAUUUUAAUUAACAGUAGCCGAAUUUAUGUUAAAAGACGGAUUUCCGUCUGAAACUCGCCUUGAUA
Dendronephthya gigantea is the source of this 1770-nucleotide messenger RNA. Its product is annotated as protein SGT1 homolog. Bases 219 to 1283 code for a protein of 354 amino acids. Lineage: Eukaryota; Metazoa; Cnidaria; Anthozoa; Malacalcyonacea; Nephtheidae. The transcript is spliced from 11 exons. The record is from RefSeq and is a predicted model, not a curated record. Gene Ontology annotation, molecular function: protein-folding chaperone binding. Gene Ontology annotation, biological process: protein stabilization.